UCAAAAAAAAAAAAAAAAAAAAGAUACAGACAGGGUGGUCUGGAAGGGUCCAGAGCAGGAGCUUCUAUCUCUGCAGAGUUUGGGUUACGUCACCCUCUGGGCACAUGGAUGAGUUCUUCACCUUCUGUCAGCCUCCACGUGUUGAGCUCUCAGAAGCUCCCCGAACCCUGUCCUUUGGACCUUUUAUGGAGAACUCCAUUGGCUGUCCAUGAUUGAAGCAUGGACAACUGUGAUAAUGUGACUGGGCAAAAAGGGUCUGAUCUAAGCCUAGCAAGGCUGGUCCAGAUUCUUUGGGCCUUGGUGCAGCAUUCCUUUCUCCAGGGUAUGGGGCAAGGACCCACUCUGGAAUGAGGAUCCUACAACCACAAUCAGAUUAGAGUCCUGCCUUGGGCAGCUGAAAAGAGGACAGGAGAAGGUCAGAGAGAGGAGAGGCUGUUUUUUGACGCCUGAGGUGCCCCAACAUUACAAUGAAAGACUAACCAUGGUCAUGUGAGUUAUGAGCUAGGAACUGUGGACAAAACCAACACAUAUACAAUCAUCUCCCACCUCCUAGCGCCUUUACUUUCACAGCCUCUGCAGCAAACUGUGGUCACUAUAAUUGCUCCGGUGGCACAGAGGCAUACCCAGGGGAAUCUUCCCGGGGGGCUACUCUGUGCGCACGUGGGAACCCACACCUCCCCUCCCUCUGACCAGCAACCAGGACAGUUUGGUGUUCCAAGCAGUGGGCUCAUGUCUGUUUUGGCUCAGAACAGGGUGGGGAGAUCGGGCCAGGGACCCGCAGGAGGGUUUAUCCUUGAGAUUGCGUGGGAGACACAACAAGGGGUGGGGGCCUGCGGGCGGGGCGGGGCGAAGCAGGUGAUAUCCAGCCCAGAGCCCCAGCCUCUCCCCACAGUCUCACCAUGGCCCGCACCGUGGUGCUUAUCACCGGCUGCUCCUCGGGCAUCGGCCUGCACUUGGCGGUACGUCUGGCUUCAGACCCAUCCCAGAGCUUCAAAGUAUAUGCUACAUUGAGGGACCUGAAAACACAGGGCCGGCUGUGGGAGGCGGCCCGGGCCCGGGGAUGCCCUCUGGGAUCCCUAGAGACGUUGCAGCUGGACGUAAGGGACUCAAAAUCCGUGGCCGCUGCCCGGGAACGCGUGACUGAGGGCCGUGUGGACGUGCUGGUGUGUAACGCAGGCCUGGGCCUACUGGGGCCGCUGGAGGCGGUGGGGGAGGACGCCGUGGCCUCUGUGCUGGACGUGAACGUGGUGGGGACGGUGCGGGUGCUACAGGCCUUCCUGCCAGACAUGAAGCGGCGCGGUUCGGGACGCGUGUUGGUGACCGGGAGCGUGGGAGGAUUGAUGGGGCUACCCUUCAAUGACGUUUACUGCGCCAGCAAGUUCGCGCUCGAAGGCUUAUGCGAGAGUCUGGCAGUUCUACUGCUGCCCUUUGGGGUCCACUUGAGCCUGAUCGAGUGCGGCCCAGUGCACACCGCCUUCAUGGAGAAGGUGUUGGGCAGCCCAGACGAGGUGCUGGACCGCACGGACAUCCACACCUUCCACCGCUUCUACCAAUACCUCGCCCACAGCAAGCAGGUCUUUCGCGAGGAGGCGCAGAACCCUGAAGAGGUGACGGAGGUGAGCGCGGGGCUGGACUCCGGGAGCCGGGGCGGUGCGUCCUCCAGCGCGCAUUGGUGGCCAGAGCGCUCCUUCCGCUGCCGCAGGUCUUUCUCACCGCUUUACGCGCCCCGAAGCCGACCCUGCGCUACUUCACCACCGAGCGCUUCUUGCCCUUGCUGCGGAUGCGCCUGGACGACCCCAGCGGCUCCAACUACGUGGCCGCCAUGCACCGGCACGUGUUCGGCGACGAUCCAGCAGAGGCCGAGGCUGGGGCCGGGACUGGGGGCGGGGCCGGGCCCAGUGGGGUGGGGGACCCUGAGCUCGGCGAUCCUCCAGCCGCCCCGCAGUAAAGUCUUCCUCAGCCGCUGUCUCCCUCGCCCUUCUUUGUCCUCUGGGUCUGUGUGGUCCCUGGGGACGGGGCGGCGGUGGUGGUGGUGGCGGCGGCUGUGGGUGGCUAACUAAGAUACAUCGCCUUAGCCAGUUUUACCAGAGCAGCUAGGCACAAUGGCUGUCGCCUGUAAUGCCAGCGCUUUGGGAGACGGAGACAGGAGGAUUGCUCAAGCCCUGGAGUUGGAGACCAGCCAGAGCAACAUAGUGAGACCCCUAUCUCUACAAAAAUAAAAAACUUAAAAAUCA
Cercocebus atys (sooty mangabey) is the source of this 2234-nucleotide messenger RNA. It is a transcript of the gene HSD17B1, whose product is annotated as hydroxysteroid (17-beta) dehydrogenase 1. Gene Ontology annotation, cellular component: cytoplasm. Gene Ontology annotation, biological process: estrogen biosynthetic process. The record is from RefSeq and is a predicted model, not a curated record. Bases 900 to 2060 code for a protein of 386 amino acids. Lineage: Eukaryota; Metazoa; Chordata; Mammalia; Primates; Cercopithecidae. The transcript is spliced from 5 exons. Gene Ontology annotation, molecular function: estradiol 17-beta-dehydrogenase [NAD(P)+] activity.